AUGGGGGGGAAGGGCUCAGAGGGGCAUGCAGUCACGGGGGGAGGGAGGGAGGGGGAGAAGGGAGAAGGGAGAAGGGAGCAGGGAGGGAGCAGGAGGGAGGGAGCAGAGGGGAGCAGCAGACGGGCGACGCUGGCGUGGAGAGCAGAGCAGCAGAGCACACCGUCCGUCCAGAAUCGAAGGAGCGGAAGCAGUGUUAGCGUGAGCGCGUCUCAGCCGACGCUACCCACUCCAUCCCUCCUCGCCGCUGCCCUCGUCCUCGCCCCCGCCCUCGCCCUCGCCCCCGUCGCCCCCACCGCAGAUUCCGCCGCCGACGCACCCCGCCCCCGCCCCCCUCCCCCCACCGCCGUCCUCGACGACGCCCGCACUGGGCUCGCCCGCCGGUCACACCCCCGUGACGUGACGCCCACACAGAUCCAUCUUAGAUCCAUCACUCCUCUUUUCGGUCCACGUCAGGACCCCGUAACCCCGCUUUUUUCUUCUCCCCCGGUCCUCUCCUUCCCGUCCUUCCGUUCAUUUCGCGCCCCCCCCACCCACACACACGCACACGUCCGUUCCCCUAUAGUCCCCCCCCCCUCCGCCCGCUACGCCUGCCCCCCCCACCCCCCUUCCCUCCACGUCCACCUCGCUCGUCCGUCGACCCCGACGCGAGCGCUCUCGAUCCAAGAUCUAGAUCUCCCUUAUCCCCGUUUGCUCCAUCACUCUUGA
Messenger RNA from Heterobasidion irregulare TC 32-1, 705 nucleotides. RefSeq lists its product as uncharacterized. The coding region runs from base 1 to 705 and encodes 234 amino acids. The transcript is spliced from 2 exons. The record is from RefSeq and is a predicted model, not a curated record. Lineage: Eukaryota; Fungi; Basidiomycota; Agaricomycetes; Russulales; Bondarzewiaceae.